This is a messenger RNA of Dipodomys ordii (Ord's kangaroo rat), 2663 nucleotides long. It is a transcript of the gene Dnaja3, whose product is annotated as DnaJ (Hsp40) homolog, subfamily A, member 3. Gene Ontology annotation, cellular component: mitochondrion. Bases 78 to 1520 code for a protein of 480 amino acids. Gene Ontology annotation, molecular function: protein kinase binding; ATP binding; heat shock protein binding. Gene Ontology annotation, biological process: mitochondrion organization; response to heat; negative regulation of apoptotic process. The transcript is spliced from 12 exons. Lineage: Eukaryota; Metazoa; Chordata; Mammalia; Rodentia; Heteromyidae. The record is from RefSeq and is a predicted model, not a curated record.
GUGCGCGCGGAGGCCCCGCCCCCAGAAGCCCCGCCCCAGUGCGCCGGGCGGCGCAGGCGCAGUGUCCCCGCGCCAAGAUGGCGGCACGGUGUUCCACACGCUGGUUGCUGGUGGCCGUGGGGACCCGCCGGCUGCCGGCUACAGCGGGGAGAGGGGCCCGGUCACCUCGGGAGGGCGUGGUGGGGGCGACACUGGUUCGCAAGCUGAACGUCGCUGCCUUCGCGCCUUCCCUGGGUGCUCGCGGCCCCCCGGCGCUGCUGACAUUGAGGCCCGGUGUCAGCCUCACAGGAACUAAAAGCUACCCUUUUGUUUGUACUGCCUCCUUCCACACGAGCGCCUUUGUGGCCAAAGAAGAUUAUUACCAGAUAUUAGGUGUGCCCCGAAAUGCCAGCCAGAAAGAAAUCAAGAAAGCCUAUUAUCAGCUUGCUAAGAAAUACCACCCUGAUACAAAUAAGGAUGAUCCCAAAGCCAAGGAAAAAUUCUCUCAGCUGGCAGAGGCCUAUGAGGUUCUGAGUGAUGAGGUGAAGAGGAAACAGUAUGAUGCCUACGGUUCUGCUGGCUUUGAUCCUGGGGCCAGCAGCUCUGGACAGAGCUAUUGGAGGGGGGGGCCCUCUGUUGACCCAGAGGAGCUGUUCAGGAAGAUCUUUGGGGAGUUUUCAUCAUCUUCCUUUGGAGAUUUCCAGAGUGUGUUUGAUCAACCGCAAGAAUACAUCAUGGAAUUGACAUUCAACCAGGCUGCCAAGGGUGUCAACAAGGAGUUCACCGUGAACAUCAUGGACACCUGUGAGCGCUGUGAUGGCAAGGGCAAUGAGCCUGGCACCAAGGUGCAGCACUGCCACUACUGUGGUGGCUCAGGCAUGGAAACCAUCAAUACUGGCCCUUUUGUGAUGCGUUCCACAUGUAGGAGAUGUGGUGGCCGAGGCUCUAUUAUCACAAAUCCUUGUGUGAUCUGUAGAGGAACAGGACAAGCCAAGCAGAAGAAGCGAGUGGUGAUCCCUGUGCCUGCAGGAGUUGAGGAUGGCCAGACUGUGCGGAUGCCCGUGGGAAAACGAGAGAUUUUUGUCACAUUCAGGGUACAGAAAAGCCCUAUAUUCCAGAGGGACGGCGCAGAUAUCCACUCCGACCUUUUUAUUUCAAUAGCUCAGGCUAUUCUUGGGGGGACAGCAAGAGCCCAGGGUCUGUACGAGACCAUCAAUGUGACGAUUCCCCCUGGAAUUCAGACAGACCAGAAGAUUCGAUUGACUGGGAAAGGCAUACCCCGGAUAAACAGCUAUGGUUAUGGUGAUCAUUACAUUCACGUGAAGAUCAGAGUUCCAAAGAGGCUCACCAGCCGGCAGCAGAGCCUGAUUCUGAGCUACGCUGAGGACGAGACAGAUGUGGAGGGGACAGUGAAUGGCGUGACCCACACAAGCACCGGUGGCAGGACCAUGGAUAGCUCCGAAGGAAACAAUGCUAGGCGUGAGGCUGGGGAGGACAAAGAGGGAUUCCUUUCCAAACUUAAGAAAAUUUUUAUCUCCUGAUACCCAUCCCAGCUGAGGAAAACGGUCCACUGGAAACUAGGCUGGAAGCAGUAGCCUCUCUCAUGGCCAGGACCUCGGAGAUAGGAGGAUCCCAGAGCAACAGCACUGAGCCUUUGCCUGCAGAGCCCUCCAGACCGCCCGGCAACAGCACAACCAUGUGACAACACCUCUGCAUAGAAAGGUCACAGUAGGCAGCCAUGGGCAGUGACAUGUAGCACCCGAGGGCUGGUAGAAGUUUUCUGUCCACCAGUAGAAGAUUCUCCACUUCUGGCUUAGGCAGGGUAAGACACUUGGACUCUUCUUGCAGUAGUAAAACUCUAAUUUGGAAUCAAAUAUGGUGAUCUUAGUUAAAAAAAAAAAAAUUAAAGGCCAUGCUUACUGCUUAAAAAUGAAGCCUUAAGCUGCAUCAAGUUGUGAUGUGAUUAAUUUUCCUCUCAGCAAGUUCCUAGAGGUUCUGGAAAAAGUCCUUCCUGACAGGUUGUCUUCAGGAACAGAGGACUGCACACCCUACCAGGUCAGCUCUCUCCCAGUAGGCUCUGCCAACGCAUGUUUCUCCUCUUGGAGUGUGUUCUUAGUCCACAAGGUUCCAUGCAGCUGGAAAGCGGGUACUGGGGCCAGGCAAAGGACAGUUCUUCCUCCUGCCCACCUCACAUGGCCACCUGCCUCAGCUGCUGCUGGUGUGGUAGGACUUGACUACACUGUAGCCCCAUAGGGCAGACUUCAGAUGCUAUGGGUUCUUGGAGCUGUGCUGGGAGGGUUUCGUUCUCCCCACUUAUACUGUGUGUUUAAAUUACUCAAUGCUAUGCUAUGAAUCAUUGUCUUUUUCCUAUGUGAAGGUCUGCUCAAGAGAGCAGAGUGCAGUGUGAGCCAGUGAAGGCUCCCACCGUGCAGCUAGAGUACACAAUCCAUCCUCAGCCUGGUAGCAGUAGCUUCAUACUGGUAACAUGUCAUUGUCCAUGUGUUUCAAGGUUUUGAGCACUAGCAUAAGAGAGGAUAAUGAAGAACACUUUCUCAGUAGCCUCCUUUGUAUUUUCGUUUAUAAUUUACAAAAGUAAAGCACUAUUAGCGUCUGACUCAAGAAUGUAAAAUGAUUCUGUAUCAAUGUAAAUAAGAUUAUUUACUGCAAAAGAUAUUUAAAACCUA